UGUCAAAUAAUCAUCACUUGCAAAAAAUACAUGCGCAAGUCAAAAAAUAUGGUACACUUAAAUAAGUUUUUGCAUAGUGUUUGGACAAUGUAAUAUAUAUAUAAUAUAUGAUUUUCAUAGUUUAUGGGAUUGUUAAGACAUGACAGAUUAUAGACAUUAGAUUAUAUACAGUGUGCUAGAUUUUUAAGAUAAUAAGUGUAUGGAAAUUAAAUUAUAUAAAAGUGUAUCGGAUUUUUAAAAUAUACUAUAUACACUGUAUAUAUAUACAGUGCUGUGAAUUCUUGUUUACUGUGACUUUCAGUGUUUUGGUGUUGACAUUUUUAUUGAAAUACAUGGUCUUUUGGAAUACUUAGUGUUUGGAUAUUAUUUGCAGUUACAAAAGUACAAAGUCAGCAUGAAAUCUACACCUGUGAUAAUCACUUUUGUUUCCAUGGUAACAACCUGGUAUCCAGUAGCAACUGAAACACUACCACCAAUAAAUGAAAAAAAUUUAGAUCCUGAUGCAGCACACGUUUGUCAAGUCACAGAAAAAGAAGCCUACACAGAGAGAGUUUCAUACAAACAAUACUUCACAGAGACGACUAAUACCUGGUGUUGGGCUGUCCCGCCUAGAUGUACAGAAUACAGACUUGCAGCAAGAACAGCAUAUAAAGAAGAAGUCCGUUACAGAGAUCGUAAACGUUAUUAUUGCUGUGAAGGCUAUAAGUCACAGCUGGGAAAUAAUUACUGUAUUCCUCACUGUGAUAACGACUGCUAUGCCCAGUUGUCGCAGGGUUAUUGUGUGACCCCUGGAAAAUGCAAAUGUAACCCAGGGUUCAAAGGUCAAAACUGUGAAUCUGGUUGUGCCAGUAAUCAGUGGGGACCAGAUUGUUCAAAUACAUGUCAGUGCGGAACACAUGGAUCAUGUGACCCAACAAAUGGCAACUGUGUUUGUCACAUUGGUUGGACUGGCAAUGAUUGCUCUCAGAAGUGUUACAACAGUUUUGGUUUACACUGUGUACAUCCGUGCGUGUGUGAAAAUGGCGCAACAUGUGAUAAUGUGAAUGGGAAAUGUACAUGUAAGACAGGCUUUUAUGGAGCUUAUUGUCAUAAGAAAUGUGACCCUUCAAGUACAGGAGAAGAGGGCUGCGAGCAGACUUGUCCCUGCCAGAAUGAUGGGGUGUGUGAUGCUCAAACAGGGGCUUGUACUUGUAAGCCAGGAUUCAAGGGGGAAUUCUGCACACAGCGCUGUGAUAGAUUUCAUUGGGGAGUUAAUUGCACAAAUAGAUGCAAUUGUAACUUCGGAACGUGUAAUAAAAAAGAUGGUGAAUGUUACUGUGAUCUUGGAUAUGCAGGAGACAGUUGUCAGAUCAAGUGUCCAGAAGGAUUUUAUGGUGUUGGUUGUCUGACCCAGUGUGGUUGCAAAAAUGGCGGGAAAUGUUACCGUGAUCAAAUUACUCAGUUGACCAUGUGUGAUUGUGCGGGCACAGGUUUCCAUGGAGACACAUGUUCAGCUAGAGAUUGCGUUGAAGAAAAGUACCUGGUUCCCGGCACUACUGACACGUGCCAGAAUUGCACUUGUGACUGGAAUAAUGCAUACAGUUGUCAUCCAUGGACUGGUGCCUGUUCCUGUGAGCCUGGAUAUACUGGGAACCAGUGUAAGGAGAAAUGCAAGAUGCCGUUUUAUGGCCAGGAUUGUUCAGAAGUUUGUUCUUGUGCUAACGGCGAUUGUGAUCAUGUGACUGGAAAAUGUACAACUUGCUAUCCAGGAUAUAUAGGUGAGAAAUGUGACACUCCAUGUCCAGAUGGUUUCUGGGGUGUGGACUGCCUUAACGAGUGCCGUUGUCAACAUGGUACCUGUCAUGUUAAAACUGGUUACUGCGAGUGCUUGCCUGGAUUCUUCGGACAGUUCUGUGAACGUGGCUGUCCAGUUGAUAAAUAUGGUCCUGGUUGUAAACUGGAUUGUAACUGUGACAAGAAGAGAUCAACAUGUAGUCCACACACAGGGCAGUGUCUGUGUAAUCCAGGAUAUACUGGGCCUGGUUGCCAGGAUACAUGUGCCCCUGGGAAGUAUGGGUAUUUUUGUAGCCAGACAUGUCACUGUUCCCCUGAAGGAACAUCAUCGUGUGACCCUGUAAAUGGAUACUGCCAUUGUAAAGGGGGCUGGUCAGGUAAGAUGUGCGACAUUAUAUGCGCUGAAAAUAACUGGGGUCCAAACUGCAUACAGACAUGUAACUGCAAUGACAACGGAAUGUGUCAUGGUGAAUCAGGGUCCUGCGUCUGCUUUGAUGGUUACCAAGGCGACAGUUGUGAAAGAGAUAAUAACGGGAUCGUUGUCUCGGCACAGCAGAACGGAGGUGACACUAGUAGCGCCACCGCAAGCACAACACCUUUGAUCAUCGCUGUAGUCAUCCCGUGUGUAAUUCUGCUGGUCAUUAUUGCGCUGAUUGUGGCGUACUAUAUGAGAAAGGUUCGACGAUUAAAAGACGAAAAUAUAAGAGUGCGGUACGAAGCGAAUGGUACUUUACCAGGAGAAACUACAAUUCCAAAUGGAAACGCAGGAACCCAUAUAGGAGUGAUCAACCCGACAUACGAUGAUGACAAUGCACGUAAUGAACGUAGGUACCCACAUCUUAGUCAACGAGCGUCAGCUGCCCCACCUCCACUCCCACAUCGUCAACAGUCAUGUGACACAUGUGAUGAUAUUGACGUGGAAAAAUUACGAGUCACGUUGGAUGAUAGAAGAAGUCGGCCGGUAUCCUCGCAGUAUGCCGACAUUGAUGACGUGGAAGAUCGUUACACCACAUUAAAAUCCGUUUCUGGAGCUACAAAUACUUUUGCAAAAGAAACUGGAACUUUUCAAUUUAACCCUGAAAAAGGUGAUAUUGAAGGUGCGAGUCAUUUGUCAAGGUCAUCUUCAAGGUCAUCUGAAGUUAGUGGGGGAUUUACUAACAAAGGCUAUGUUGACAUGGAGGCAUCAUCACGUUUGAAUUCUUCAAAUCCUUCAGUUGGAGCUUUUUCUCAGCCUUUAUAUGACAAUAAAGAACAUUCUGCAGACGGACUAGUUCUGGAUCAGCCAGAUGCUUUGUCUUCCAUAGCUUCUGGUGAUAGUGAUCAUGCUCCUACUGGAAAUUUGGUGCAUCAAGCUUCCAAAGAAUAUGAUUUUCCUAAAUCUACAAGCAUCACAUCGAACCAGACUUCUGCUCCAGACAUCACUAUGUCACAGCCCUAUAUUAAUUCCACGCUUCAUCUUCAAGAGGGACAAACAGACACAAAUAUACAACGAGAAAAUCCAUAUGACACACCGAGUAAUUCUUUACCCGUCGGUAAUAAAAAUACAAACCAAACAGGUCUACUUACCCCACCACAUAAUGGUUACAUUACUCCAAAAAAUGAUGUUAACAUGUCUGCUGAAGUUUCAAAUGCAUAAUUUUGGAAACACUUCUUAUUGGCUAUAGUUUUCAUUAUGGCAUAUUAUAAUAGACUAGACUGCCUUCAAAUGACUCUUUAAAAAAAUUGCAGUUUUUUUCUUAUGUAAAAAUAAAGUACUCACAAAACCUCUAACAAGGGUUGAAUGCUAUAAAUUCGGUAAUAAACAUUUAUCUUUCAGUCUUUUUUUUAUUUUUUUAAACAAACAAGUAGAUUUUAUGCAUUCAUUAAUGUUCCAGGAUCUUACUAACAUGACUUAAAUGGAGAAUAGAGAGAGUAACUUUCAAUGCAUGGUAUUUAUCAUAUUAAACUUGAAAGAAAAACUACUGAUUUUAAAGUGCUAUAUAAUUGUUAUGUAGUUUACUUGGUUUCACAUGAAAUGUGAAUUAUUUACAUUCUGCCCAAAAUAUUUUGAAGAGUUUAAUAAAACUAUGCCAUUUUUCUAUUUUCCAGAGUAUUCAUUACAAACAAACUAUUUUAUUGAGAAAAAACAAUCCCUGUUUAUUUCAUUAAAAUUUCGAAAGUCUUGAAUUCUUCUCCCCACCAAAGUGGCUGUUUCUGACAGACACUGGAAAUUUUUGUCAAGCAAGUUAAAGGACUUUUACAGAACAGUAAUCAAAUUGUUACCUGCUAAAUAUUUUUGGCUAAUCAAUUGCAGUGUAUGUAAAUUGUUACCGGUUAUUUUUGAUGGUACAGAUCAAUUAGGAGAAUUUGCCACUUGAGCAGAUGGAUAUAAACAUGUUUUUCAUUUGACCUGAGAGAACUAAUUAUAUACCAUUAUAAUAGUAAAGAGAAUUUAUAUGAACUAAUCACCACCAGAAUACAAUAGACCAAUAACGGCAGAUUGCCUGGCAGCUCCUACGAGCGUGCAUAUUUUAGAGCAAGUCCACUAACCCAAUAAGAAUAGCUUUGAUACUGCUUUAUAUACACACCCGAAUUGUACAAAUAUAUUCCUACGGGUUCAAGAUUUGCAUAUAUACUCAGAUCUCUGUUAUCAUGUCUCUCAAAACAAUAGUGACAUUUUAGUCAUUUUUACUGAUUAGGACCAGGAAAGCUAUAGUUUUGCUCUCUGAAAGAGGAUCUCGAGCAGAUAUAUGUGUAGUAUUAUACCAGGUUUAUUACUGAUCAAGAUCAAGAACAGAUUAACAUGGUAGACAUAUUCACCGUAUUAAAUAUCAAAAUAAUAAACAUGUUUAUAUACAUCAGCUGGACUGACAUGUUAUCCUAAAUGGUUAGUACACAAGGAUAUGAUAGAUAUUGUUACAGUGUGUAUGUAUUUUGUUAUUUGUGUAAAUAGAAUUAAGUUGUUGUGUAUUAUAUAAAAUAUUGACAGUGGUCCCUUAUUUUCAGUCCCGAAAUAUGUGAAAUAAAGUCUAAAGUUAAAAUAUAAAGGGUGUAACUAAAGUUUCAUCCAGUCGGAAAAGUAAAUCAGUAUAGCAAAAACAUCUCAAGUAAAUGUAUAAGUUUUGUACAAUACAAAUUCAGCUACUUUUUCUAGAUUUAUUGCAGUGUAUUUGUGCUGUUAAGAAUGGAUCGCUCUGUUGUAUAUAUUUUUUUUCAGAUUUUUAUGUUGUGUGUUUUAAUAAAAUCAUAUUAUUUUUUCUUACUGAUACAACGAAAGAGAAACUAUGUACAUGUAUUAAUCUAUAUAAUCAGAGGCCCUGGAGGCUUGUAUAAUUUGUUUUGCUCUGUGAUACUUUAAAAAUCUUGUUCAUUUAUUCAUUCCUUUGUAAAUAGUUUAUUUAUCCUUUCAUUACAUAUUAAUGACAAUUAAAGAAAUGAUGUGUUUUAUUUCAAAUUAUCGCAUUUUCAGCAAGAAUGGAUGCACUCCAGGUGAAAAUAAUUUAGUCAUAUUUUCAUAAUUUUUUCCAGACACAAUCUGUAUUGUUAAAUUAACAAAUGAGACAUUUGAUUGGUUUGUCAUCUAAUUUAUCUCGUUUCAGAGUUCAGAUUUGAACAUUGAACAGUGUAAAUUAGGCGAUAAACCACAAAAAGGCCUAGAUUGUUUUCAUUCUGCAACUAAAUAUUGCAAAUAAUUUCUCUGGUAAGUGUCCUGCGUAUGGGAACUUUACGCCUGGCAUGCUAAAGAACCAGGGAAGCUUCUGGAAUUUAGUGUGUCCUGUAUCUUGCACCUCUAACAAAAUUUACCAACAUUUUUCUGGGGGAGUUUCCCAUAUGGGUUUCCGGCGGUGACUAUAAAUUAAGUACUAGAUAGGCAAAAGCACAGAUAGCGUUUUUAGGAAAUCUGGUAGCUAAAGUAACUCCUUUAUGUUUAAAAAGUAAAAUAUUUCUUAGGAAUUUAGUGCGAAAAAGUUUUUAGGAACCAUUUUGUCAAUGAAAGGAUUAUUUUUUGUAUAGUUAAAAAUUGAACAUGGAAUUCAACUUCCAUGACCAUAUCUUUACCAAGUAGUGCUAGUUUACAUUUUUCAUUGUUGCUUGUAUCAUUGUGGAAUGUUAACAUCUGUUUACAGCAUGUACAUAAUAAUGAGCCGUGCCAUGAGAAAAUCAACAUAGUGGGUGUGCGACCAGCAUGCGCAUCCGUGCAGUCUGCCGGGCAGUAUGGUCAGGAUCCAUGCUGUCGCUAAUGGUUUCUCUAAUUGCAGUAGGCUUUAAAAGCGAACAGCAUGGAUCCUAUCCAGGCUGCGCAGAUGUGCAGGCUGGUCUGGAUCCAUGCUGGUUGCACACCCAGUAUGUUGGUUUUCUCAUGGCAUGGCUCAUAUUUUAUUUGUUAAAGAUGUUUGAGAUUUGUAUAUAAAAUCGAGUAUAACCUAUUGUCAUUAUUUAAAUUAGGGCUUUCAUUUUCAUACAUAUCGAUAUCAUACAUGCAUAUCAAUUUAUAUUCAAUUUACUCUCGUUUAUACACAUACCGUGUUCAUAAAUAGGGUUAUGUACAGGCAGAAAAUUUAACAGUUUCAUUUUUUUGUGUAUAAUGUUCUAUUUUUAUAUGAAUACUUUUUCCCCCACCCUUUAAAGAAAAUUCAGGUAAAUAUUUUGUAUUAUAUUUUUUGUCACAUUAUUGUUUCAAGUAGAAUCGUGCUAAGUAAACGGUUUUUCGGCAAAAUGUGAGAAACCGUUCAGUAAAACAUCUGACCUGUCGAAAUCUAAAAAGCGAAUUGUUAUAGCACAUCAGUAAAAUACUGACUUAAGGCUGACCUGGGUUAGGUCUAUAAAAUUAUAAAAUCAUGAAAACACUUCAUGCUUACCAAUUAAGUGUUCUCUUUUGGGAUAUUCUAUUUUUCCUGCCAGGAACUGCCAUUUAUUUUUUCACCUAGAAUCUCCCUUUUAAUUUCUUUAACUAGGAUAUUUUACAAUUAAUUUUUCAACCACAAUAUCAGUUCUAUUUCUUUUCAACCAGAAUCCUACAAUUAAUUUUUUUUCAACCAGGAUAUUCCAUUUAUUUUUUUUAUCAAACAGAAUCUCAAUUCUAUUCCCCCAUCAGAUUCCCCCAUUUAAGUUAUUUCACACCAGAAUCUCCCCUUUAUUUCCCACCUGAAAAUCUCCCAUUUAUUUCCCAACAGAAUCUCCCAUUUAAUUACUUUCUCAUCAGAACCUCUUUAUAAUUCUUUUUUUUUACAACCAGAAUCUCCCUCAACCAGAAAACAUGAUAUAAGCAUUAAUAAUAUUGGUGUAAUUUUUACAUUCCUAGAGGGAAAUAAUGCCCAUUUGAUCCUCGGUCUGCAUGCAGAUGCACUAAAAGCGGAAAACUUAAGAUCUACUAUUAAGGACUUAUUAAAGAACUUUUUCAACUACACCAGUGAAGCAUUUUUUUGAUUGAAUUACUAGCUACUGUAUAAUCAAUGUCUGCAAGGGUCGGUAAUCGAGGCAAACCAACAAGACUUCAUGCAGUCAGUCUGUAUAUGAGCCGCCCCAUGAGAAAACCAGCAUAGUGGGUUUGCGACCAGCAUGGAUCCAGACCAGCCUGCGCAUCCGCGCAGUCUGGUCAGGCUCCAUGCUGUUCGCUUUUAAAGCCUACUAGAAUUGGAGAAACUGUUAGCGAACAGCAUGGAUCCUGACCAGACUGUUGGUUUUCUCAUGGCACGGCUCAUAUGUAUUUGGUUAUCAUACCUCUUCUGUGUUAAGCUCUUAUUUCUGUAGAACCUAAUUUAUAAGAAAUGAAAAUAGUAUUGUUAAUGUAAAGGAAUGAGAGUAGGUAACUACUAUGCAUUACUUAGUUAAGAUUAAAAUGUACAAACUGA
Mercenaria mercenaria is the source of this 7604-nucleotide messenger RNA. Its product is annotated as multiple epidermal growth factor-like domains protein 10. NCBI's taxonomy places the organism in Eukaryota, Metazoa, Mollusca, Bivalvia, Venerida, Veneridae. Gene Ontology annotation, molecular function: scavenger receptor activity; protein binding. The record is from RefSeq and is a predicted model, not a curated record. The transcript is spliced from 20 exons. The coding region runs from base 395 to 3409 and encodes 1004 amino acids.